AGGGCGAGAGAGCGCGUCUGCCACGACAUUGUCCUUACCUGAGACGUGCCGGACAUCCGUCGUGUAUUCAGAGAUGUAGGACAGGUGGCGCUGCUGGCGGGACGACCAGGGAUCGGACACCUUUGUGAACGUAAAGAAGAAUUAACACGUGGUUUGGUGACUUUCUCAACUGAACAUGGCAGCUGCCCAGAAAUCUGCAAGUCAACAGAUUCUCGAAGACUCUUCUGCAUUCACAAAUAUUACUUCAACCAAAUCAGCACUGCUACCCAGGACUGGCAAUGACAACCAAGGGAUGAGCUUGAAAUGUCAAAAUAGAAAGUUGCAAAGUUGUAACAGAGCAGAGUCCUGUUAUAGUGAUGAUGAGCCUGGAACACCAAAUAUCAGCAAAAAACAAGCAUUCCCUCAAAUUGGUUCUAGACAGAGAUCUCGAUGUUGCACAGAGAUUGUGGAGAAAUCAUCAAAGAAAAUGGAAACAGUGGAAAAUAUGUUUUUGUUGCACUUCCUUCAUUCAUUUCAGGAGAAAUCCUCAUUUGCUGACAGUCUUCAGGGAGUGAAAAGCCAUUCAUUGAGUAUGCCUAAUAUACACAAACAAAGUGAUGUGGAAUGCACGGAUAAACAAAUUGAUGUAGACAUAGUGGAAUCCGUUAUAGGCGAUGAGCUUGAAGGCAAGUCCUCUUGUGGUCAUGCUGUAGAGUCCAUGACUAUAGAGAAGGAACAGGAUUCUAACGCCAUAAGUGGGCAAAUAUCUUGCCUCGAUCACAUCACUGGGGAACCACCGUCAGAGCAUUCUGACACACACAGGCACAAAGAGGGAUGUCAACUGCAGGCCAUAGCCUCCACUGAAAACGUCAAGCAGUCAAUGACCACAAAACUUCAGAACAGGGAAUCCAGUUGCUCUUCUAUAAGGUGCUCCAGUACAUCAUCAUUCUCUGCCCAUUCACUUAUGGAAGGCAGAGAUAUAGAAUUGGAGCAAGCAAGUCAUUGUGUGGAUCCCAGGCAUUCUGAAACUUGGGAGCAUAGUCUGAAACUUGAUAUGACCAGUCUACCUGAUCCGCAGGUGAGGCCCGUGGAGAACUGGCGAGUGGGUAAUGGUAUACCUCUACUUAAGAAAGGAACAAAGGAAAAUGCAGGGAACUAUAGACAGAACACUGGAGAGACCAGAGAUGAGUUUUACACUACAAUGGUGGCACCUGCACUGAGGCAACAUAUAGAACACCUUAAAUGUCAUCUCAAUGAUCUCCAAGACGCUAAUGACAGCACAAUCAAUGAACUCACCAAAGCUGAUGAAGAAAUCUCCCAACUCAGGCACGAGAUAGCCGAACUAAAAGCAAAACAUGCAGGAGAGCUGCAACUGGUCAAGCAAGAGAGCGACUAUUUCAAAAAUAAGUUUAACAAAUUGUGUUCCGCUGCGUCCCAGAACACUGUAAAGUACAAUACAGCUGACUUACUGGAACAAAUCCAACAACUGAGGAAUGAGUCUCGGAAACUCAGAGAAAUGAACCACACACUUGAUGAAGAAAACCAUCAACUUAAAGAAAUCCUGUGGGAUCUUAAACAACAAAACAAAUGGUUACCAAAAGAACAAUUCAAAGGAAAGAUGUUGAGCUCAGAAAUCACAAUAAAAGGGAACAGGACAAUUUCAGGCACAGAGAGACAAAUGUGUGCAAAAGAAAGUGAGACCAUGUUACAGAAAAUGUCUUCCGUGCCAUCCCGCUUGCAUUGCAUCUCUUCACCUUCACAAAUCAGCUUUGAAUAUUUCAAUAUUGAAGACAAAAUUGGUCCAAUCAAAUCAAAUGAGAAAAAAAUGAUUUCAGAUCAGCGGCUUAAAUCUUGUGAUGAUGGAUUCACAGAAAGAUCCACCAGCAGUCGUUCUUUAACUUCAAUCGACAGCGACAACACAGAAGCUCUACUUGCAUCAUGCAACGAUGUGACCAGUGGUCAGCUUAUUCACUCAAACAUUCAUCAAAAUUCAGGUAGUAUGUUGGAUUUGGAUGGGUUGAGUGAAGAUGACACAUCACUUCCAAACCAAAAUAAUCCUCAUCAACAAUUCCAAAUCGCACACGGCUCCAGUUCGAAUCUCUGUAAACCAGUAACUUCACCACCUGAUUUUCACAGUAGCUGCCUCAACAGAAAUACAACAUCAAGGUCCUUGGUUGACAAAGCUGCAUUGCCACGACGUCCCUUUGCUCCCAGGAGCAUUGCAGAUCUGAAAAUCGGGCAUCUCGUUAAAUUCUCCCGACCUGCAGGAAAAAUUGGCAAAGGUGUGAUCAAAUACUUGGGACACCUUCCUGGCAGGCAGGAAGCAUACAUGGGUGUAGAACUGGAAGGCACCGAGGUUGGCCAACAUAAUGGCACCUUUGAAGGAGUUCGUUAUUUCAUGUGUAAAAAGAACAAAGGUGUAUUUGUUAACUUCAGUAAAGUUAUCAUGGCCUGGGAUUAGGAAGGUGGGACAAACGAUUCUCAUGUAACAAGAGAAAAACUCAACACAAGAUGUCCUUCAAUCAAAAACUGCAUAUUCCCUUCCAAAUCAAGCAAGCAUCUACAUCCUAUUUUAACAACUGGAUACCAUAAAAAUACCUAUACUCAUUGGUUAUAAUGAUAAAGCAUUUGCAAAACUAUUAACUGAACAAGAUAGAGUUCUGUCUACUAAAUUUGCAUCACCUAAAUUCAGUUGCCUUUCUUAGUCAAUUCCAAUUAAUAAUUUUGCCAUCACAUUAAUCUAUCCAGAUGUGAACUCCCUUGUUCAGCAUUCAAUUAUGCUCAUUCAAAUUACUCGUCUUCCUCCAUUCUCAAUAUGAUUGGUAAUAAGCUUUAAGAUGUCUGAUUUGCAACUUGCAUGACAGCCUGUUGACCAAAUUGGCCCUUCUCUCCUUCCAAGGACACUGGGGCAUAACCCGGAAUGUACCUUCCCUCAGUAUCAUACAUCUUCCAUGAUUUCUCCUCCCUUUUACCAACAAAUGAUUCGUCCACACCAUUUCAUUUCACUCCCUCUGUGAUUUUGAAUUUGGUUUUCCCUUUUCCCAUCUUUAGGUGCAACUCUUUCAUUCCGUGUAUUUAGGAGUGAACAGUCAUCGAGUCUGUUGCCUCCGUCAUCAUGCUUGCAGACCAAAGUUAUAGUUCUGCAGUUAUUCACUUACAACAGAAGAACUAAAGUUACAUUAAUAUUUUAAAACAGUAAUGACAGUUCUGAUGAUAUUUCACUGACAGCAGAUUAUAAACAAGAGCCAUAGUUAAAACACUGUUGUAGUUAUCCGAGCCCCUUAUCUAAAAACUGAUCUGCUGGCAUUGGGGAGGGCCCAUAUGAGAUUCAUGGUAAUAAUCCUGGGAAUUAAAGAGUUAAUAUAUGAAAAGAUUUGAUGGCUCUGGGUUUGUAUUAGCUGGAAUGGUGGUGGUGGGGGGGCGGGGGAAUCCUAUUGAAAGGCUUUGAGAGUAGACGUGGAGAGGAUGUUUCCUGUAGUUGGUGGGGUGGGGGGGGGGGGGAGUACAAGACCAGAGACCUCUUCAGAAUACAAAGACUAUCCUUUGGAACAGAGAUGAGGGGAAAUUUCUUUAGCCAGAGGGUGGUGAAUCUAUGGAAUUCAUUGCCACAGACAGCUGUGGUGGCUAAGUCAUUGAGUAUAUUUAAAGUGGGUGUUGACUGGUUCUUUGUUAGUAAAGGUGUGAAAGGUUACAUGGAGGAGAAUGGGGUUGAGAGGGAUAAUAAAUCAGCCGUUAUCAAAGGGCCAAAUUGCCCAAUUCUACUCCUCUGUCUUAUGGUCUGAAUUGUUCUCAAUCUACCAUUGAAUUCCAGUAGGACUCAAGAAAUGACAAAUGAAAAGUGGCAAAAUCAGGAUACUAAUUCUGGGCAGGAAAUUCAACAUGAAAAUCAAUUACAGUUCGAAAUGUCACUAUCGACAUUUCUUCACAAAAUCCAGUCCAUGCUUAAACACAUCUUCUAACAUUGACAACUGUUGUACAAAAUCACCCCUUGUAGUAGAUCCUCCAACAAGUGACAUCAAUGAAUUUCCAAAUAAAUUACUUUUCUCUAUGGAACAUUAACGUUGAUCUUUAAAUCUGAAGUGGAAUGUUCACGUUCCUUUUUACUGCAAUCCUGCAGUGCUGAAGAAUCAGUGCUACAAAGCAAAGUCAUACUUUGGGUUAUUAAUUAGAAUCAAUUGAAAAAAAGUUAUUUGUUCUUCAUUUCAGUCACGUUAAACCACUUUUUGGGUCACCCAAACUCAAUAAUGUGAGGAAUGGAAUAUGACACCAAAUGUUAAGGGAUGGUUUUAUGAUCUGUGCAUAAACUUUCUACAAUGCCAGAAUUGUUAUCCCUUUACUGGCAAUUAUAGUGCUUUUGCAACUCAGUGUGAAAUCAGUAAAAUGAAACAUACAUGUCUCUGUAAAGAUUCAGAUCCUCCUGGGUUUAGAUCAAUCUCCAUCCUCUGAACACCAUUUAAAUUAAUUUAUAUAGUCAUGGUAAAGUCAAUAUUAAUACAAGUCCUUAUGUACUUACACAUUCAAAGAUGUGCAGAGAAAUUCUUUUUAGUAAACAAAACUUACUAACCAUUGUGCCACUAGAUUUGUAUAACGUUUGCAAAGGUACCAUGCAUUUCAUCAGGCAGUAGAAAGAGUUGAACUUGAUGGGGUUGUAAAAAAAAGAUUUCAAACACACAUUGCUUUUCUAGAUCAAUCUUUUACUUCCAGUCCCUGUUCCUCGUUAUGUAAAUGUUGCUCUGUUUUUCCCCUCCCCCACCCAAAACAUACACAAAUCAGAUCGGGACAGUUCAGUCACAGAUUGUCAAUGCUCCCAAAAGACGGGAACUAAAGACUAUUUCUGUUACCAGCUAAAUAAUUAAUCUUAAUACUAAGCGACGUGUCAAAUUCUUGAAUUUACAGUUACAGUUUUGUGGCAAUCAUUUUCAGGUUUCAGCUGAAAUAGUUCAUUAUUUAUAUUAGAGUUGAUCAAACAUCAGCUGCAUAUUCUCAACCCAUUGUCAGCAGUGCAAGUAGGACAAAGUACAGACUAAAAUCACCACAAACAAUAAAUGCACAUUUGCUGUAUAAUCAAUAAUGCCAAUUGUAAUUCUCAAGUUUCAGUGCAUUAUUGUCGACUAACCAUACUUACUCUCGUAGGUUAAUUACUCCCCAUCAAUAAAAAGAAAAUGAGCUUAAGAUUUUGUAUUUACCAAGUAGCGUAAUCAAUGUAUCCUCUUAUUGUGUUAUUGACAUUUUAUACAUGUAUGUAUUUUUCUCAUCAGAGUAUAUAAUGGAACAAUGUCUUCAAAGUCAGUGAUGCAUUAUUCGUCAUGAUGGUGCAUUUAUUAUCUUUUUUUAAAGAUUUCUUAUGCCUUCACUGAAAAUCACUACUCUUUGAGUGUAACUACUUUUCUUGUUGUUGGUGUGCGUGUCACAGUCUGUUUAAUUUUUGGUUGGUUGGUAUAAUAAAUCUCAAUGAAUGGUUAAUGAAUAAUUUAUUAGGAAAUGGUAUUGCAAAUCCUUUUGUAUUAAUUCAAUAAACUGAGUUGACUUAA
Molecule: messenger RNA, 5510 nt
Organism: Hypanus sabinus (Atlantic stingray)
Lineage: Eukaryota; Metazoa; Chordata; Chondrichthyes; Myliobatiformes; Dasyatidae
Exons: 12
Coding region: 176-2440 (754 amino acids)
Source: RefSeq, a predicted model, not a curated record